Aedes aegypti (yellow fever mosquito) is the source of this 2434-nucleotide messenger RNA. Its product is annotated as switch-associated protein 70. Gene Ontology annotation, cellular component: cytoplasm; nucleus. The transcript is spliced from 5 exons. Lineage: Eukaryota; Metazoa; Arthropoda; Insecta; Diptera; Culicidae. The record is from RefSeq and is a predicted model, not a curated record. Bases 565 to 2208 code for a protein of 547 amino acids.
ACUAGGAUUGUUGCAUGUUGUUGAAACUGCGUUAGACUGUUGGGAUCUAUGUGGCAAUAGGUUACUCGGCGCUGACCCCGUGUCUGUUGCGCGAACGAACGUUGUUUAACACGUGUGAAAUUACACGCGUACCAUAGUGGAUCAUACGGUUUUCAGUUGUUUAUGCGAUCGAUGCCAUCCGUGUUGGGUGGUUGGAUGAUUAUGGUUUGUCGGCGCUAAUCGAUACAAUUAAUUAGUUCAUCAGGAUCGGAUCAGAUUUGUGGCCGUCAGUUCCAGGUGUUGAGUGCGUGGCGGAGAAACAAAAACCCCGAUUUAAGUUUUGUAUAUCUAGUCGUGAAGAACAAAUGGUAACCGAAGAAUGAUUGCUGGAACAAACGCAUUCUCGGCAUAGACUUUUGGCCGGCAAGAGAAAUGAAAAGUUGUGUGCUCACUAUCUGCUGCCGCGAUUGUGUGAUUCAAGGGUGAUAGACGACCACCGAAGAAGACGUUGCUGUUGGUUGGGACAUUAGACUACAGAAGAAUAGCAGUGCGCCCCAAGAGAGCACGUAUCAACUAGGCUCAGCCAUGACGACACUGCUGAAGAACGUGACCAACAGUAUCUGGCAUGCGUUUCGCGCCCUACAGCAGGACUGCUCCGGAUUUGUGGGGAAAUCCAAACUGAAGGUUCUCACAGCCAACAUCGCCACCCUGCUGGAUCUGUAUGGUGUGGAGCGAGGGCUCGAUCAUUACCGAUCGACACCGACGCUGAACUUUGACCACUAUCUGUACUACUUGGGUCAGGAGGUGUUCUGCUCCGUUUCCAACGAGCUUCCGCUGUCGGCCGUACGCAACUACGAAAGCAAGAUUGAUGAGGUGUGCUGGUUGGUUUGUCACAAGGACUUUCAACUUAAGGAUGCUUACUUCACGGAGGAGGCCACCUAUCAGUUGUUCCGGAUAUUCUGCAUGAUGGCCGAUUUGUAUAAUGAUGAAUUGGACGAUAACUUGUUUACGGUAAAGAUCCAUCCUUCGGAAGCUUUGAUCGUCGUUAAGCAGCUGUUGAACUCGCUCGGUUUGGACUACAACAAUGAAGAGAAGUACGACUACUUGAAAAAGUGGGACGAUGGGCUAGAAUUUGGUGAAUUUCUAGUAAUUUUGAGAUUCAAAGACUUCGAUAAGCUGAAUGAUUACGUAGCGUCGAUUUGCGAAGCCAUUAGGGACAUAUAUCAAACUUUGAUCAUGGAUGUGAUCAAGAAGGGUUACUUGUUCAGGAGGGGAUAUGUGCUGCCAACAUUCCGGGAGUACUUUUUCGUGCUUCAACCUUGUGAGUUGACGUAUUACAAGCAUCACACGGAUCGAGAUGUAUGCGGGACGAUAGCGCUUGAUUCGAAAUUUAACGUCAAGCCCUGCAUAUCGUCCUCGGGAAAGACUGAACGCAUCCCAAAGUUUACCCUGAUUUCGGGUGAUCGCGCAUAUGAAUUAGGAGCACAGGAUCACAAAACACGUCUCCAGUGGAUAUCGGCCUUACAGUUGGCCAUAACGUAUUCCACAGGGCGUGAAGGUUUUCAACGAGAUACGGUAAAUCGUAGGAAACAGCAACGCGAGUUGGAACUUAGGAAACGACAGGAAGAGGAACGGCUACGUAGCAUUCAUCUGAAACAGCUGGAAGAAACCAAUGUUCAGUUAGAACAAGAGAAGCUGGCACGUCUGGCAGCGGAAUCGCAAGCACGACAGUACGAAGCGGUAGCACGAGAAGAUUCUCGUAGGGUCGCUGAACUAGAAGAUGUAAAGUUGUGUCUGGAGAGAAUGCUUGAAGAUGAGAUUCAGGCCAAGCGGGACGAGGAAAUUGUGAGGGCACUGCAGGCAAGAGUGUUAGCGGAAGAGUGGGAGAAACGAGAAGAGUUAGAGCAAUUGCAGUCAGAGCAGAAAGCCCUGCUGGAACUGGAGCGUCAGAAACGGAUUGAGUUCGAGCAUAUGCAGCAGGAAAACGAGAAACGAUUCAAGGAAGCUGAACAAAAAUUACGCCAAUUGGAGGAGGAACGCAAGAAGUUGGACCGAGAGCUUAAUAUGGCCAGGCAGAAGAUAAAGCUGUCCGAGGAUAACAAGGGAAUAGUCGAGGCCAAACUACAAGCCAUUGCCCCGACGUAUCGCAAAGCGCCGGACUUUAUGAUUCGCAGAACGCAGUCGUUUGUGGCAUCCGAUCGACCGGUGAUCGUCGCAGCUCCUCGUUAGAACGCGUCACCAUUUUGCAGUGCCAGUAUAAUAAGAUCUUGUUUUAGUCAUUCGAAGACAACCACGAGGAUGGAUCGUUCUUUCUGUUGAGUAAAUUAUUAGACUAGAUUACUUAAGAAGUUCAGUAUUUUUAUUAUCGUUUGGUGCCGCCACUAACUCAUUAUUGUGAAGCAAUAUUUUAAGACUAAGAUUUUUUAUAAAGUAUACAUUUUACAUUCCAUUAACA